Molecule: messenger RNA, 2470 nt
Organism: Sorghum bicolor (sorghum)
Lineage: Eukaryota; Viridiplantae; Streptophyta; Magnoliopsida; Poales; Poaceae
Product: probable kinase CHARK
Exons: 2
Coding region: 120-2243 (707 amino acids)
Biological process (GO): protein phosphorylation
Cellular component (GO): plasma membrane
Molecular function (GO): ATP binding; protein kinase activity
Source: RefSeq, a predicted model, not a curated record
AUCAAAACAAAUGCAACAUCACACGCUAUAUUAUCCCUCUAGUCUCCCCAAUCCCUGUCACUUGAGAUUAUGCCUGCCAUCCCCUUCCUCAUACUCCCUAGUGCUAGAAACCUACAGCUAUGCCACAAAUCGUCCACGGAGAGAGUGCCAAUGGCGGAGCCAACCCUCCUGGACCACAAGCCUGCCCACCUCUUCGACCAUGGCUUCCUUCUUGUCGCCAUGACCUGCAGCUGGCCAACGACAACAGCAACGUCAACGCCGCUGUUCCUGUGGACCACUGUUGCUCCGGUGAUGGCUCUUCCGCCGCCGCCUUGUCCUCCUCCCAUCGUAACGCUGCUGCUGCUGCUGCAGUAUUUCUCAUAUUUUUGACCUGUGGUUUUUUCACGGGUUGUUUUGGAGGCAUGCGUGGGACCGACAACACAAAUUUCAACACUCAUAUCGAACCGAUCCUACUAUAUCUGUUUCUCUACUAUUCAGGGGUCCUGGUGUCGCAUCACUUGCUUGUGAGUAAAGAACGACCACACCACUGCAAAAUCUCGGCUAUGGCGUGCUUUGUUGUGGAUCAGGUGUGCGACAUCUUUGAUGUGGAGCAGGUGUAUGGUUUGCUCGUCCUGCGAUCAUGGUUGAAGUUUAUUGCAGAUGUCAAGGAGCUUGUGACCUCUGUGUAUUCCAUCUUGACAAGGAAAUCGGUGAUGGUUAGACUUCUUGUGAUGCUGUUUUCUGCUCUUGUUUUUGGUGCUUUAGAUCUGGGGCUCAAUAAUUGGUCAGGCAUGAGAAGAGCGAGGGACAGCGCAAUUUUACACAAUUAUUAUGAUGAGUCUCAUGGUAGGACGUUACUUGCAUUUAAUCAUGACAAGGAUAGCACAGUUAGAGUUGAUCUCAGAAUGACAACGCCGGUGAAUGCUGAUGGCUCUGGACAGGAUCAGAAAGCACUUGCACAUUGGAUCUCAGAUCAUAACAGAGAUCGGUCAGGCAAAUAUUAUGUCACAGACAAGCAAAAAAGACCACAGAAGCCUCAUCUGUCAGAACACAAGACAAUCAAAACUGGCGUGGUUUGGUGGAUUGUCAUAGCUUCAGCUAUCUUUAUUGUGGUGGUGGUCUGCUUUGUUGCUGCUCUGCUUUGGUACAAGUGUAGGAACAGAGGGCAACAAAAUCAACCCCAAGUUCAACUUCAACUCUGCAGAGUAAAAGGACCUAGGCCAUUCGAAUACAACGAGCUGGCGGCUGCUACCAACAAUUUCUCCGACGAGAACAAGCUUGGGCAAGGAGGGUUUGGCCCUGUGUACAGGGGCUUCUUGACGGACCCGGACCGCCAUGUGGCUGUCAAGGUGCUGUCUGCAGACUCUUCUUGGCAAGGGCACAAGGAGUUUGAGGCAGAAGUCAAAGUCCUGACCCAGCUGAGGCACAGGAACAUCGUGGAACUCGUCGGCUGGUGUGACAGUAAUGAAGGCCUCCUGCUCGUCUACGAACUGAUGGCUCAAGGCAGCCUUGACAAGCAUCUUCACAAUCCUGUUAGAGUUUUAUCAUGGCAACAGAGGUACAAGAUUAUUCUUGAUUUGGGCUCUGCUCUGCUCUACCUCCACCGGUGCUGCGACAAAUGCAUUGUCCACGGCGACAUCAAGCCUGAAAAUGUGAUGCUUGACGCCUCAUACAACGCUAAGCUCGGUGACUUCGGGACAGCAAGGCUCAUCGAGCACGGAGCAGAGCCCCGAGCCACGGAAAUCGUUGCUGGGACCCGUGGGUACAUCGACCCAGAGUUCGUCAACAACCACCUUCGUUGCCCCGAGGCAGACAUCUACAGCUUCGGCGUUGCCCUGCUCGAGAUCGCUUCUGGCAAGCGGCCGGCGUCGAGAUCGAGACAGCCAGAUGAGGCCUCUGCACUGCUAGUCUGCAGGCUCCGUGACCUGUACGAUCAGCGCAUGGUUCUUGAUGCAGCAGAUGCCAAAAUGAACGGCGAGUUCGACCAGCAGCAGAUGGAGCGUGUGCUUGUUACGGGUCUCUGGUGUGCGCAUCAGGACCCAAGCCAGCGACCGUCCAUUGAGCAAGCUAUGGAUGUUCUGCGCUCUGCAGAUGCAAUGUUGCCGGUGCUUCCAGCGACGCACGAUCCGCAGCACAUUCGCAUCUUGGAGGAACAUGCUUAUGGCGAUCUCACAGGUGAGGGUACUGCCGUGGAUGCCGUCGUCCCUGCAAGUACCUGCUAUCUUACUUCCAAGGAUUCAGCGUAUCUGCUUGCUGAGGAAUGAGGGCUCUGUUGAUCAAAAGUUACUAUACAAGUAUACAGUAGUACCAUCUUAGAUUCCAUUAAGCUUUUACCUUUUUAAACCGGUAAUCGAGCUCCACCAACCCCAUGGCAUGCACGAUCUGUGUUGUAGCAGAAUCUUUUUAUGCAAAAAAAUGUUUCUGUCGUUAAUGUUCUGCCAGCAUAUAUAUAUGCCCUGUCUAUGAGUUGCUUUAUACCAGUAGUGAUAGG